CUUGGGCGCAGCCUAGGCUCAAGAAUCUGAAAUUAAAGUUGGCCCAAAUAUGGCAUUUGAGUAAUUCUGUGAUUCUGUGAUUCCUGUGUAUUCCUGUGUAUUCCUGUGUAUUCCUGUGUAUUUGGUUCAAUUUUGCAAGGCAAUAUGCACUACGUAGAACUGUAGAAGACUCAAAAGAGGCGGGGAGCAACUAAGCUCUAAGAGACGCAAUUCAUCAUAUCUCACAAGUUGGCCCUCUUACCGACGACGACCUGUGUGGAGUUUCACGCAUAGGCUGCAAAAACACACAGGACUACAUUGCCUUGUCUUUGAACUGAGAGGGCAGGCAGAAGGAAGAAAUGGCAGUUGGGGUGUUGGCCUUACAGGGGUCUUUUAACGAACACAUAUCAGCUCUGAGGAGGCUUGGAGUAAAGGGAGUAGAGAUAAGGAAGGCAGAGCAGCUGCAGAGCAUCUCCUCCCUCAUCAUCCCCGGCGGUGAAAGCACCACCAUGGCUAAAGUCGCAGAGUUUCACAACCUGUUUCCCGCAUUGCGUGAAUUUGUGAAAACGGGGAAGCCAGUUUGGGGAACUUGUGCAGGCCUAAUUUUCUUGGCAGAUAAAUUAAUCGGGCAGAAAUCCGGAGGGCAGGAACUGAUUGGUGGUCUUGAUUGCACUGUACAUCGCAACUUUUUUGGGAGCCAGUUGCAAAGCUUCGAGACAGAGCUUGCUAUUCCAAAGGUUGCAGCCAAUGAAGGUGGCCCCCCAACGUUUCGUGCUGUUUUCAUUCGUGCACCUGCAAUACUGCAAGUUGGUCCAGAUGUUGAAAUUCUGGCAGAUGUUCCAUUCCCAUCCACAAAAACUGUGGAUUCUCAAUCUUGUACUCAAGACCAACAACAGAUUAAACAGGAAUCUCUUACUCCUGAAGAGAGAGUGAUUGUUGCUGUAAAGCAAGGGAACAUGCUAGCUACCGCGUUUCACCCUGAACUAACUGCUGAUUCUCGGUGGCAUAGUUACUUCUUGAAAAUGGUGCCUGAAGAUGGAGAAGGAGCUUCAAGUAUCAUCUCAACUGUUGAUUUACGACCAAGAACUGAGCUUCCAGUAUUUCAAUAGGAUCAAAUAGUUAAAGCAUUGUUAUGAAAUUGUGACUUUUUGGGUGGUAGUAUUUAUGUGUUUUGCAUAUGCUCAGAUGAUUAUUGUAUCUUUGGGAAUCUCCUCAGUGUAACAUGUAUGUACUUAUCUUAAAAUUCUUAAAUUUAUUAAUUGCUGUGUUUUAAUAAAAAGGGGAAGCACCAAAAUCUAGCUGAUUACUUGAGUUCAACAAAUAUGAUUUUCACAAUUACGCAAGAGAGUCACACAAAAUAUUUGUUCCUUGACCAGUUUCAAAAUAUCAUUAU
This is a messenger RNA of Cuscuta epithymum, 1372 nucleotides long. NCBI's taxonomy places the organism in Eukaryota, Viridiplantae, Streptophyta, Magnoliopsida, Solanales, Convolvulaceae. The record is from the annotation of a GenBank genome assembly.